Elephantulus edwardii (Cape elephant shrew) is the source of this 854-nucleotide messenger RNA. Its product is annotated as phenazine biosynthesis-like domain-containing protein-like. Gene Ontology annotation, biological process: biosynthetic process. The record is from RefSeq and is a predicted model, not a curated record. NCBI's taxonomy places the organism in Eukaryota, Metazoa, Chordata, Mammalia, Macroscelidea, Macroscelididae. Bases 45 to 854 code for a protein of 269 amino acids. Gene Ontology annotation, cellular component: cytoplasm. Gene Ontology annotation, molecular function: isomerase activity. The transcript has 8 exons.
AUACCAGCACUUUUGAGAGCUUGAAGAAAACAGCUUGCACAAAAAUGAAGCUCCCUAUUUUCAUAGCAGAUGCAUUUACAGCAAAAGCAUUUCGUGGGAAUCCUGCUGCUGUUUGCCUCUUAGAAAACAAACUGGAUGAAGACAUGCAUCAAAAGAUUGCAAGAGAAAUGAACCUGUCUGAAACGGCUUUUAUCCGAAAACUACACCCAACUGACAACUUCACUGAAAGUUCCUGUUUUGGAUUACGGUGGUUCACUCCGGCGAGUGAGGUCCCACUCUGUGGCCACGCCACGCUGGCUUCUGCAGCUGUCCUAUUUCACAAAAUAAAAAAUGUGAAUAGCACUUUGACCUUUGUGACACUGAGUGGAGAACUAAAGGCUAGAAGAGCAGAGGAUGGCAUCAUCCUGGACUUGCCUCUUUACCAAGCUCAUCCCCAGGACUCCCAGGAAAUAAAAGACUUGAUAAAGACUGCCAUUGGGGACACUCUGGUCCAGGAUGUCUGUUAUUCACCGGAUACCAGGAAGCUCCUCGUCCGGCUCAGUGAUACUUAUAACAGGUCGUUUCUGGAGGGCCUGAAAGUGAACACACAGAAUCUGCUGCAAGUUGAAAACUCGGGGAAGGUGAAAGGACUCAUCCUCACCCUCAAAGGAGAGCCCUCUGGACAGAUGCCAGCAUUUGACUUUUACUCAAGAUAUUUUGCACCGUGGGUUGGUGUGGCUGAAGACCCUGUCACAGGUACGUCCUUCCAGUGUUCUUUACGAGGAGGAGAGCUGGUGAUCUCGGUGCGUGCAGACGGACGUGUGGACAUUAAGGGUGGAGCUGCUGUUGUCCUGGAGGGCACGCUGACAGCCUAG